Molecule: messenger RNA, 2930 nt
Organism: Hyaena hyaena (striped hyena)
Lineage: Eukaryota; Metazoa; Chordata; Mammalia; Carnivora; Hyaenidae
Gene: CDC42SE1
Product: CDC42 small effector 1
Exons: 5
Coding region: 386-625 (79 amino acids)
Biological process (GO): regulation of Rho protein signal transduction
Cellular component (GO): plasma membrane
Molecular function (GO): small GTPase binding
Source: RefSeq, a predicted model, not a curated record
GGCCCGCCCUCGGCUCCCCCACCGCGCCGCGGAGCCAGCCCGGGAAGCCCACACCGGCGGGCGCGGAGCGGGAGCCCCCCACCCGCGGCAGCCGCUGGCCGCUACGCCGGAGCGCGGCAGGUUCCUGGAUCUGAGGAAGACAUAACCUUGUGGCUGCCCCCCCCCCCCCCCCCCAGUCUGGUCCUGCCAGGCCCUCAGGGUCUGAGACGCUGACCUUCACCGCCCAGCCAAGGGUACCACGGAGUUCGCCGUCUCUAGCCCUGUGCAGCUGAGUGGUGUCCUGUCCUGAACGCCCAAGGACACCAAGGAGUGGGCGUUCAAGGCACCAGAGCAAGCGCCCUCUGGGGCCUCAGGCAGAGGAGUGAAACUGGAACCGUCAGGGAACAUGAGUGAAUUUUGGCACAAACUAGGCUGCUGCGUGGUAGAGAAACCCCAGCCGAAGAAGAAGAGGAGACGAAUUGACAGGACCAUGAUCGGGGAACCGAUGAAUUUUGUCCACCUGACUCACAUUGGCUCUGGGGAGAUGGGGGCCGGAGACGGACUUGCCAUGACAGGUGCUGUCCAAGAGCAGAUGAGGUCCAAGGGAAACCGCGACAGGCCGUGGAGCAAUUCCAGGGGCUUGUAGCUCCACCAGAAAUGGUUCUGCUGUCUGAAGCCUCCACUCCAUGUCCAGCUCGGAAAAGAUGCUGCCCCCUCCUAGAACCAGUGACCCCAGGGCCCCUCUUUUCCCUAUCUGCCUAUCAGUGCCUCGGGAGGCUUGGGGGCUGGACUCCCUCUAUUCCCUCUGGCUAGAGCCCCUCCUGGAGAUGGGGUCAAGGCCACAGGACUGACCAAGUGACUACUGGUUGGCCAGAGGAGCUCAGCGGAAGCCCUUGGACACACUCAGAUCUGAGAUAGGAGCUCUCUGGGAACCCGGGAUGAGUUCCCUUCUCCUGAAUGACAGUCGAGGUGCCAUCUGUUUUAAACUCUUAACCUGGAACUCCUUAAACGGGGUAGGUGAGCGAGAUUCCCAAAGCUGAAGCCGGCUUUGCUGGGAAGCUCUCCUUACCUCCCUGCCCUUCUUCUUCCUCCUGGAAUGAACUGAAGCAGACGUCGAGCAGGGAGGGGGGGGGGAGGGUGACCACUGCCUAGUCUACUCUUUCUCUCUAGACUUGAAGCUCACAGUCCUUCAGUAUCUCUCUGCAACUACCAGGGUCUUGCUCUAGUUAGGCCUCUAACCCUGUGUCUGUCGCAUGGUGAGUUCCCCCAACAUCCAUCUUUCUUCCUUUAAUUAAAAAUUUAAUUUGAGUUCUCUUAAUGACCUCCCUCCUUCUACUACCUCUACCCCUGACCCCAUCCCUGCCAGGAACCUUAUUGUUUCUCAGUGAUUAAGACCUAGGUAACAGGUGGAUCUUUUAACCUGAUGGUAUUCCAUUUAACUCUUGGGGACCUUGCCUGCCCUCUGCCAAUCUCCCUGCUGGCCCAGGUGAGGAGAAAGAGGGAUCUGGAGAGAAAUCCGGAACGUUGCAAAACUAGGAGGUAGGUCUCUGAGCGGACCUCCGAACCACUGAGGACGGGAGGGGUGGGUGGUUGAAAACCAUCAUCUGUAACUUUAAGGAUCUUAAGGUCCUCGCCGCGUGGGAGCGGGGGACACCUCCAGUGCACGCACUCUCGACCCAGGAGCUUCUGACCUUGGGUUGGGUAAUUCUUUGUAAUGGGGGACUGUCCUGUGCAUCAUAGGACAUGUUGUAGCCUAUCUGGCCCACCCUAGUUAGGAUAACCCGGACUGUCCAGAUUAUUGCCAAGUGUCUCCUUGGGGACAAAACCACCCCUAGUUGAGGGUCACUGCUCGAGAGUCCAGGUAUUUAUUUCUCUUUCGAGUGUUUUCCUCGCCCUCCUCCCAUUUCAUUAUUCAUCCUCAGCCUGCGCCAGGCUCCACGGGCCACAUAGAACCUCUCCACAGGCUCCUUAUUCAGUGUGGGGCUCUGCUCGCACGGGUUCGCGUCCCCGGUGGAUGCGUUAUCUGCUUCUCCAUUCUUGUCUGUGGAGAAGGGGCUCCUACGGUGUGGACUCGGGAACGGGGUUUAGUGAGAUUGGGGAAGAGAGGGAGAAAAAGCAGAAGAGAAUGCCACGGACACCCCGGUGUAUCCUCUGCAAACUUUAAGGUCUAUUUCUGUGCCCCAGUCCUAGACCCAGACACAAAUAAGACUCAGGGAGUUUUGUCUGAAGACCAGGUCCCACCCCCCACCUGGCUGGAGUCUGCGUUUGGUGGGAAAACAAUGCAGGAACAGGGCCUUCAGGCAGUUUGUUUUCUCAGGUGUUUUUUCUUCUGGCCCCUUCCUUGCAGGGUGGGUAGGAAGGCAGGUCAAAACCGGUGGGCUUCUACCUGUUGGGAGGCUGAGAGGGUGGGGUCUCUCAUUAGCUCAGUAAUUAGCAGCAUCCUGUCUGAUGGUGACAGGGCAGGACUGUGGGAACUGGGGUCCACCCUGCUGCCUCCACCAUCCGUCCAGGUUAUCCCUCCUCUAGUGACGGGUUCUAAUUGUGUCUCCAUUUCAGUGUAUUUCCUGCCACUUUUCAGGGUCCAAGAUCAGUCAUACAUUCCCGAUUUACUGUUCGAAUCUAGCUAGUUGUUCUGAAAGUAGCUCAUUGUGUCCUAAAGUAGCUUAAUGGCCUGCAGAUCACACUCAAACCCUAACAGGAUAGGGUGGAAAGAUGGGGGGUGCAUGGACUGUUUGGUCACCCUGGUCUUUAGCCUUAUUCUGAUGUCUUUUCUUUGGACACAGUCCUCUUUGGUGUUCUCUCGCCUUUAGCUACCUUUUCUAAUAUGUAUGCUACCAUCACUUUAACAGUAUUUAAGAGUGAUGGCAAUGGGUUCAAGAGUCAUAAUUUAUAUUAAAAAUGUGUUGGACUUUUAAAUACAUUUUUCAAAUAAAAAAUGUUUAAGCAAAAGA